GCCUGAGGGCGGGGGGUACGAACGGGAACCUGCCGGCGGUGCUGCCGGAGGACGCUUCCUCAGAUCCUCUGUGAGACGGUGUCAAUGGGAAAUUAGCAGUCAGCUGCACACCGUCCGCCUCCAGCGUGGCCCUGGGGAGCUGCAGUGCUGCUGAGAGGAGCCCAGGAGUCUGCAGGCUGUGCUCCAUGCUGGGUGUGGAACAGUCUCUGCGUGGCCCAGUUUGGAGCAGACUGAUAAGGCUCCUUGUUUCUUAGCAACCACGAUCUGCCAUAGCCAGGAGCCUGCCCUUCUGCAGCUGGAGGGAAAAUUCUGAAUGUCUCAAAUCUCUGUCUUGCACCAAGACUGUUGUCUUUCCUGGGCAUGGAGGUGCCGUACAUCCUUCUCUUAACCAGACUUGUAGCAGAAGUUGCCAGCAAAUCUACUGAAAGUUCGGUUUCAGAAACAGAAUGUUGUGUGGAUAUGUUGGAGUCGAACAGUUCCUGUCCAGUAGCCAACCAGUGCAGCCCAGGUUGUUACAGACGAUGGAACGAGGAUGGGAGUAGCAGCUGCAUUAAGUGCAAAAAUGAAACUCUUCCUGUUGCUGCUGUUUACAAUCUGACUGAUUGCAGAAACACUGGUAUCAGAGGGAUGAAUUUCCAGAUGAAUAUAAGCACUGUAACUCCUUUCAUACAGAACAUAGGGGGUCCGGAAGUGGCAGCUUCUCUCAUCUUAGGGACGUUUUUCAUCAGCUUAUUCCUGAUUCUGUCUGUCGCUUCUUUCUUCUACCUCAAACGUGCCAAUAAACUUCCUAAUGUUUUCUACAGAAGGAACAAAGCGUCUGUUCUCCAGCCUAGUGAAACAGCAUCCAUGAUACCUCCCCCAGCUACUUCAGUUCGGAAGCCGCGAUACGUCAGACGAGAACGGUCACUAGUGACAUCUGCAUCCGCUGCUAUGAUUCCAUCUUCCGAAACCAGGGUCAGCAAUGUUUAGCCUUCGCUCCCGCCCGAGGACUCUGUAACUGUACGCAGCGUUGAAGAAACUUUUUCUGAAUCCACUGA
This is a messenger RNA of Lagopus leucura (white-tailed ptarmigan), 1037 nucleotides long. RefSeq names its product chromosome unknown C1orf159 homolog (gene CUNH1orf159). The record is from RefSeq and is a predicted model, not a curated record. The transcript has 11 exons. Lineage: Eukaryota; Metazoa; Chordata; Aves; Galliformes; Phasianidae. Bases 361 to 969 code for a protein of 202 amino acids.